AUGUCUGCCCACUUCGCAGGCACCGAAGCCACCGAAGCCGCCGAGACCCCCGAGGCUACCGAGGCUUGUGUUGUUCCAAGAGCAAUUGGAUGGAUCUCAACCGUAUCCAAAGAUGGUCGAGCAAAUCUCGCGCCUUAUAGCCAGUUCACCAACUUGACAUUCGAUCCUCCAUACGUUGUUUUUUCUUCCAAUCAGACUCAAGAAGGAAAUCGAAAGGAUACCGUCAUCAAUGCUGAAGAAUACGGACAUUUCUGCUGGAAUCUCGUCACCUGGGACCUGCGCGAGGCCAUGAACAUUACUGCUGAGCAGGUUCCGUAUGGUGUCGACGAGUUUGAGCGCGCCAGCCUCGAGAAAGAAAUGGCAAAGCUAUCAAAUGUGCCCAUGGUAAAGCAAAGCCCGGUCAAGUUUGAGUGUAAAUACCACACUACUAUCCGGUUACCGGGCAAUUCUCCGACUGGAACCGUUGAUAUCAUUAUCGGUAAAGUUGAGGCAAUUCAUAUCGCAGACGAGGUUCUCACAGACGGUAUUCUCGAUAUUCGCAAGACAUUGCCCAUUGCGAGGUGUGGGUAUUAUCAAUACACGGUCGUCAAAGACACGUUUGAAAUGAAGAUCCCAGGGAAUUCCGAGGCUACGUUGAACGGAUUAGAGGGAAAUCCAAAGAAGGUUGCAGCUUUCGAGGCGGCUCAAAAGGCGAAAAAGGACAAUGUAUAA
This is a messenger RNA of Pestalotiopsis fici W106-1, 711 nucleotides long. RefSeq lists its product as uncharacterized. NCBI's taxonomy places the organism in Eukaryota, Fungi, Ascomycota, Sordariomycetes, Amphisphaeriales, Sporocadaceae. The coding region runs from base 1 to 711 and encodes 236 amino acids. The transcript is spliced from 2 exons. Gene Ontology annotation, molecular function: FMN binding. The record is from RefSeq and is a predicted model, not a curated record.